Chara braunii is the source of this 3358-nucleotide messenger RNA. Lineage: Eukaryota; Viridiplantae; Streptophyta; Charophyceae; Charales; Characeae. The record is from the annotation of a GenBank genome assembly.
GGCCGACUUAGAGCCCGCAGUUCGUAGCCUCAUUCGAGAGCACCACGACGUUUUCCCAUCGUCGUUCUCGUACGUCGGCAUCCCACCGAUGCGCGAUGUCGAGCACUCCAUCCAGCUUGUGCCUGACUAUCGUGUUCACCACCAGGCACCCUACAGACUCUCGAUCGCUGAGGCCACUGAACUCAAGCGUCAGCUUGAGGAGCUCCUGAGACUGGGUUUCAUUAAACCCAGCAACUCCCCGUGGGGUGCACCCGUCCUCUUUGCUCGCAAAGCGGAUGGAACUCUCCGUGCCUAGCGGAUGGAACUCACCAUCGACUAUCGCGGUAUCAACCGCUACACGGUUAAGAACAACUACCCCAUGCCUCGUUCCGAUGAGCUGUUUGACCGCCUAGCAGGCAACCGGUUCUUUACGAAGAUUGAUCUUCGUAGCGGUUACCAUCAGAUCUGCGUCGCUGCAACGGACCAGCCGAAGACAGCGUUCCGAUCGCGCUUCGGCCACUACGAGUUUACGGUGAUGCCAUUCGGCCUCACCAACGCACCCGCUACCUUCCAGAGGGCGAUGAACGACAUCUUCAGGGACAUCCUGGUCUACAGUCGUACCCUCGAGGAGCACCUCAGACACCUCUGCGACGUCCUUGACCGCUUGCACAAACAUGGCUUCUACGCCAAGCUGAGCAAGUGCCACUUUGCCCAACACAAAGUGGAUUUCUUAGGACACUACGUGUCUGACCAGGGUCUCCACAUGCACGACGCGAAGAGCACUGCUAUCGCGGAGUGGCCCGUCCCCACAUCCGCCAAGCAGCUUUGCAGCUUCCUAGGCCUUACCAGCUACUAUAGUAAUUUCAUCCAGGGAUACGCUAGGUAUUCCUACGUCCUUACCUCCAACCUCCUCCGGAAGAACCCGCCAUGGGCUUGGACACCCCUCUACGAGGACGCCUUCCACGCCCUCAAGAAGGCGGUGACAUGCACACCGGUUCUUCACCUACCCGAUUUUUAUCGCCCUUUUAUCUAUACCACCGAUGACUUUGCCGUAGGAGCAGUGCUCUCUCAGAUUUUCCCCUCCUCUCCUGAUUCCUCUCAUCCUCGUAUCCCUCGCUUCCCACCCCCUACCCCUACCACUGCCUCCCGCCUGACGCCUACUCGUGCAGCUACUCACGAGCCUCCUAUUGACUAUUCUCCUGCCAUCGCCGAGGACGGCACUGUCGAGUCUCGCUCAGGUGAUUGUCCGAUCGCCUUCUACUCCCAUCAGCUCCUGCCCGCCGAAAUAAACUACACCGCUGAUGAAUGUGAGGUUCUCGCAAUAGUUUAUGCCGCUCGGCACUGGCGUCACAAUCUGCACGGGGCACCAUUCACGAUUCAGCUCUCUUCCAUAUCGGUCACCACCGUCCACCACUCGGUGAUCGACGAGUUUCACACUCAGUACCGCCAUUACCCCGACUAUCGCGACAUCCACGCGACCCUUCGGAGUGGCAAGACCGUCCCGAACUACUUUCUCGGGGACAACGGUCUUGUGUACUGGCACGGUUCACAGGGCACCAGAGAGCCCCAUAUUUGCGUUCCCUCCAUUGGAAAGCUACGUGUCCGAGCAGUAGCAAAGUUCCAUGACCAGGCAGCCGUCGGUCAUAUGGGCUUCCACAAGACGUUGGCUCGUGUGAGCCGCCUGUACGUCUGGCCGAAGCGCAAGGACUUUGUGAAGGACUACGUCGCAGAGUGUCCCACCUGUCAGGAGGUGAACAGUGCGAACCACCUUCCUUAUGGUUUGCUCCAACCUCUUCCUAUCCGUAAGGGUCGUUGGCAGUCCAUCCCGAUGGACUUUAUCGGUCCUCUUCGUCCUCCGACCCCCCGCAAUCAUGAUGCUAUCCUGGUCGUCGUCGACCGCUUCACGAAGCGUGCACGCUUUGUUCCAUGCCUCUAUGCCAUCAGUGCACGUGAGGUCGCCGACAUCGUGUUUGACCGAGUCGUGCGUGACCACGGAUUACCUCUGAGCAUCAUAUAUGACUGUGACCCGCGCUUUACCAACCGAUUCUGGCGACGGCUCCACGAGGUGUACGACACUCAGCUCCGCUUCUCCUCAUCUUACCAUCCUCAGACUGAUGGUCAGACCGAGAUCACGAACAGGACUCUCGGAGAUAUUCUCCGAAAGAUUGUUCGUGACGACCAGCAAUGGGAUCUCCAUCUUGUCCAUGCGGAGAUAGCCUACAACCACGCCGUCUCGCCAACCACGGGGAUGUCGCCUUACUAUUGCGACCUCGACUAUCACCCUUACGUUCCCGCGGACUUCCUUCGACCGUCACAGAUGCACCCCGACACUAGUUGUCCCACGCUAGAUGAUUGGGUUGCACACAUGACGUCGAUCAUGAAGAUCGCACAUGAGCACAUAGCCGCUUCCCAGACUCGCAUGGCAGCAUGUGCGAACCGAUCGAGGAUGGAUCAUCCAUUCAAAGUCGGUGAUGAUGUGCUUAUCGACGCCCGACACUUACAACUCGAAGCGGACACGCUUCGCAAGUUUCGACGUCGCUUCUUUGGCCCAUGCCGCAUCCUCCAGGCCGUUAGUUAUGAUACCGCUUCUAGCCCGGUCAACUUCCGUGUGAAGCUGCCCCACUACCUACACCAGGCUCGUGUGCACGAUGUCUACCACGUCUCGUUAUUGCGCCCUUACCGCAGACCGUCUGAGCGUUUCGUUGGACGACCAUACGAGCGCCCUCCACCCAUCAUGGUGGACGGCCACGAGGAGUUCCUCAUUUCAGACAUGAUUGGUCGCCGAGUCACCGACGACAACCCUCCUCACGUCGAGUAUCUCGUACGUUGGAAGGGUUACCCUGAUGAGGAGGCUACUUGGGAGCCCCUCGAGCACUUGCAGCACGCUCGUAUGUUGGUGUGUGCCUAUGACCGUGCUCGUCGUGAUGAGUUCACUGCUCCUCCUCAACCCAUUGAAACUCCUCCUUCUCCCCUGGCUGAGGAGACCGCUGAAGUCGAGCCUGCCCCAUCUGAGGCAGACCUUCAGCAGCAGCCGGAUGCUUCUGAGCGUCCACAGCGCACUCGUCGUCGUCCUGCUCGAUACGACGAUUGACUCUGACUUAUCUUCCCACGUCUUUGACUUCUCAGUACUCCAUCCACAUCAGUUUUGCUACUUCAGCUCGUCGACGUUGUGGCUCUUCCUCGACGACAUUCCGGACUUCUCAUCACGGACGUCAUCGGCAACUUCAUGGACUUCUUCACGAUCAGCUCUGCCUACUUCAGACGUCAUCACUCUCUUACCACUUCACCCUAUACAGUACCCUUGUUGUGUCGCAUGAUGGUCUCCCUUUAGCCGGGUUCCUCUGAGUUGGGCUCUCUCUUGGUAUACGCAUAGGCAUCG